AUGGCUAGCACUGUCGGACAGACCAUCACCUGCAAGGCCGCCGUCGCCUGGGGUGCUGGAGAGCCUCUCUCCAUCGAGGAUAUCGAGGUUGCGCCCCCCAGGGCCCACGAAGUCCGCAUUCAAAUCCACCACACCGGUGUCUGUCACACAGACGCCUACACGCUGUCCGGAAAAGAUCCUGAAGGUGCCUUCCCCGUUGUCCUGGGACAUGAAGGUGCCGGUAUUGUUGAGUCGGUGGGUGAGGGUGUUACUUCGGUGAAGCCCGGUGACUAUGUUGUUGCUCUUUACACUCCUGAGUGCCGUGAAUGCAAGUUUUGCAAGUCCGGCAAGACCAACCUGUGCGGUAAGAUCCGUGCCACCCAGGGUAAGGGUGUGAUGCCCGACGGCACGUCACGUUUCAGGGCCCGCGGCAAGGACCUUCUGCACUUCAUGGGCACUUCCACCUUCUCUCAGUACACCGUUGUUGCCGACAUCUCCGUCGUGGCUGUGACGCCCAAGAUCCCCACGGACCGAUCUUGUCUCCUUGGCUGUGGUAUCACCACUGGAUACGGUGCUGCCGUGGUCACCGCUGGUGUUGAGGAAGGGUCCAAUAUUGCAGUUUUCGGUGCCGGCUGUGUCGGUCUAUCUGUUAUCCAGGGUGCGGUUCGCAACAAGGCCGGCCAGAUUAUUGUUGUCGAUGUCAACGAUGGCAAGGAGUCGUGGGCCCGCAAGUUCGGAGCCACCCAUUUCGUCAAUCCCACCAAGCUCGAGGGCAAGACAAUCCAGGAGAAACUGAUUGAGAUGACGGAUGGUGGAUGCGACUACACCUUCGACUGUACCGGAAAUGUCGGCGUGAUGCGUGCCGCUCUGGAGGCUUGCCACAAGGGUUGGGGUGAAAGUAUCAUCAUUGGUGUUGCUGCUGCUGGACAGGAGAUCUCCACCCGACCAUUCCAACUUGUCACCGGCCGUGUCUGGAAGGGCUGUGCCUUUGGCGGUAUCAAAGGUCGCACUCAGCUACCUGGUCUGGUGGACGAUUACUUGGAUGGGAAAUUGAAGGUGGACGAAUUUAUCACGCACCGUGAGCCUUUGUCGAACAUCAACCAUGCCUUUGAGCAGAUGAAACAAGGUGACUGUGUACGCUGCGUGGUGGAUAUGUCGUAA
Messenger RNA from Aspergillus tanneri, 1140 nucleotides. Its product is annotated as bifunctional alcohol dehydrogenase/S-(hydroxymethyl)glutathione dehydrogenase. The record is from RefSeq and is a predicted model, not a curated record. Bases 1 to 1140 code for a protein of 379 amino acids. The transcript has 6 exons. Gene Ontology annotation, biological process: formaldehyde catabolic process. Gene Ontology annotation, cellular component: cytosol. Lineage: Eukaryota; Fungi; Ascomycota; Eurotiomycetes; Eurotiales; Aspergillaceae. Gene Ontology annotation, molecular function: zinc ion binding; S-(hydroxymethyl)glutathione dehydrogenase [NAD(P)+] activity.